This is a messenger RNA of Pteronotus mesoamericanus, 1144 nucleotides long. RefSeq names its product RWD domain containing 3 (gene RWDD3). The transcript is spliced from 4 exons. Gene Ontology annotation, molecular function: protein binding. Lineage: Eukaryota; Metazoa; Chordata; Mammalia; Chiroptera; Mormoopidae. Gene Ontology annotation, biological process: positive regulation of protein sumoylation; positive regulation of hypoxia-inducible factor-1alpha signaling pathway. The coding region runs from base 15 to 821 and encodes 268 amino acids. The record is from RefSeq and is a predicted model, not a curated record.
GUCGGGGCGCGCGGAUGGCGGGGCCGGCGCAGGAGGAACUGUGCGCGCUGGCGGCGAUCUUCUGCGGGCCCGGCGAGUGGGAGGUGCUCAGCCACUCAGAGACGGACGGCGCCGUGCUCAGGAUUCUCACGGAAGCCGAGGGCCCGGCGGAGGACGCGGCCGUUCCCCUGGAGUUGGUGUUCCACCUGCCGGCCGGUUACCCCUCGUGUCCGCCCGGCGUCUCCGUCAGCUCCGAGCGCCUGACGCGGGCGCAGUGCGGGGCCGUGAGGGAGAGGCUCCUGGAGCACGCACGGAGCCUUCUGCCGGAGCCGAUGGUCCACCAGCUGGUCCUCUGGCUCCAGCAGCACCUCCGGCACAUCCUCGCCGAGGCGGGCGCGGGCGGCGGCCCCGGACAGUGCCCUUCCGCAGCGAGCGCGACGGAGGACGAGGGGCUGUGGCUGGCCCUUCUGCACGUGGACCACAUGAGAGCGAAGAGCAGAUACGCGAGGGCCGUGCGGCAGUGGGCUGCCGGUUUGGGGCUGACGGGGAGACUGAUGCUCAUGGGCAGAGUCAUCCUGAUUUUGCUGCAGGGACGCAGAGACGACAUCAAGGAGUACCUGGUGCUUCAGAAAACCUGCAGAGUCGACGUGGACUCGAGCGGGAAGAAGUGCAAGGAGAAGAUGGUCAGCGUGCUGUAUGAAAGCCGGGUGCAGCCGGAACACGCCAGGUUCGCGGCCUUUGACGUCAGAGAGUUCCCGCGCUUGGACGCGCUGCGGGAGGAGUUUGAAACCGCGGGCCUUCAGGAGCUGUUCUCCGACUUUGUCCUCGGGCUGGUGAAAUGAGAUGGAAGGCAGGAUGUUUUUUUUGGAAAACAACAGUGUUUUUAUUUUUUCUGUUGUUUGCGUUGGAUUUUGGGGGCGGAUACCUGAAAUCACUCAUAAAGGGAUGAUUUUGAAGUUUUCAUGAAGCAAAAUGGUAGAUACCAUCUCAACUUCCGGAACAAAAGCCAAUUGUUUGUGGGACGUUAGGCAGUAAAACCACCCAUGGCGCUGAUUUCGGGCAGUGAAGGCUGUGGGUUUAGUGGACGGAACUUCCUUUGAAAGGUAAGAGGGUGACGGUAAACACGCCCUCGUGUUCACGUCGAUUUGUUUGGGUCUGUGCGAUU